Penicillium samsonianum is the source of this 1404-nucleotide messenger RNA. Its product is annotated as tRNA-ribosyltransferase family protein. The transcript has 3 exons. Bases 1 to 1404 code for a protein of 467 amino acids. The record is from RefSeq and is a predicted model, not a curated record. NCBI's taxonomy places the organism in Eukaryota, Fungi, Ascomycota, Eurotiomycetes, Eurotiales, Aspergillaceae. Gene Ontology annotation, molecular function: tRNA-guanosine(34) queuine transglycosylase activity.
AUGGACCAAGCGACGUCCGCGUCCCCAGCGAUGACCUUCAGUGUCCUGGCAUCCACUGCUCCAGUCCUUGCGCCACGGGUAGGAAAAUUGGCCAUUCCAGGCCGCAAGACCCUCGCGACGCCGCACCAUGUCCCGCUCACUUCGCGGGGCACAGUCCCACAUGUUGCGCACGAUGUGAUGCGCGAUCACACUGAGAUCAACAGCUUGUAUGCUGGAUUGGAAGAUUUCAUCGCGAAAAAGCAAGCCCCCGUUUACAAGACACCGGCCGCGGAUCAUGAGUCGCCAUUGAAGAAAUUCAUUUGUGUGGCCGAGGACAUGCCUUUGAUUCUGGGCCCGCGGCGAUUCCCUCCGAUCCCAUGCCCGCCCGCGAACACAUCGACUUCCAUCGCGCUGCUGACAUCAAUCGGGUUCACCCAGUUAUCUGCGCAUGAUUAUGUUAAGGCAGUUCAAAAACUGAGACCAGAUAUUGCGAUUGGAAUGGUGGACCUGGCUAAUAAGCAGCCCGGAUCCAAGAGGCGGGCGAAGAUGGUUGACCGGACACAUGCCUGGACUAGUGAUGCAUUGGAGCAGCUCUAUGGGGAUGCUGUGGCAGAGAAAGACAAGUCAAAGAGCGCGUAUUUUGCACCAAUUUUGCCUCUUGAUAAUGCGCAGCAGUCCCUCUAUUUGGAUGACUUGGAAAGCGAGUUCCGGUGGGAUAUAUCCGGCCUGGCGCUAUAUCAGUCUGCAUCACUGGGAUUCGUUCCAGAAUCGUUGGCGCACCUGCCUCGGUUGCUCUUCAGUGAGCCCGAGACUCCGCACACUAUCCUGCGCGAUGUAUCCCUUGGAGCAGAUCUCCUGACCACACCUCUGCUAGGCGUAUCGUCAGACGGCGGUAUCGCGAUAGAAUUCGCCUUCCCCGCUCCAGCUGCCUUGCAAGAGGGGAAGUCCGAGCCCCGGCCUUUGGGAGUCGAUUUGUGGACGGGAGAUCACGCUACUGAUACAUCCUCGCUGGGCGAGGGAUGUGAAUGCUAUACCUGCAAGAAUUACCAUCGUGCUUAUAUCCACCAUCUCCUAGUUGCCAAGGAGAUGACCGCUUGGGCGCUCCUUCAGGUCCAUAAUUUCCACGUCAUGGAUACCUUCUUCGCAGGAGUGCGGGAGAGUAUCCAACGUGGGUCCUUCGAGCAGGACGUUCAGACGUUUGCUCGCGUUUAUGCCUCUUCGAUGCCGGAGAGUGGUGGAGAAGGCCCUAGAUUACGUGGAUACCAACUCCCGGCCAACGGGCCUAACCAACCCCGCCGCAUGCCCAAGGCAUGGGGCCUUCUUGACGAUGCUAUACAGAAAUUCGCCGAGACCCAGUCUGAGAUCGCUACCCCGGACACCGACGCGAGCGGACUCGAGGAACACGGUUUUGCCGAGAAGUUGUGA